Messenger RNA from Oncorhynchus nerka (sockeye salmon), 2637 nucleotides. Its product is annotated as E3 ubiquitin/ISG15 ligase TRIM25-like. The transcript has 6 exons. Gene Ontology annotation, molecular function: zinc ion binding; protein binding. The record is from RefSeq and is a predicted model, not a curated record. NCBI's taxonomy places the organism in Eukaryota, Metazoa, Chordata, Actinopteri, Salmoniformes, Salmonidae. The coding region runs from base 70 to 1833 and encodes 587 amino acids.
CACAAACAUGUCUUGAGAAAUGAUCAUCUUUAAUACUCUGCUGCUCAGUCUGUUAGUGUGUGCACCACAAUGUCAGCAGCCAUGGACUCAAUCAGUUGUUCAAUAUGUCUGGAUCUACUGAAGGAUCCGGUGACUAUUCCCUGUGGACACAGCUACUGUAUGGGCUGUAUUAAAGAUUGCUGGAAUCAGGAUGAUCUGAAGGGUGUCUAUAGCUGCCCUCAGUGCAGACAGACCUUCACCCCAAGGCCUGUUCUGAAGAAAAGCACCAUGCUAGCAGAAUUGGUGGAGACUCUGAAGAAGACAGGACUCCAAGCUGGUACCCCUGCUCACCAUUAUGCUGGACCUGGAGAUGUUGCGUGUGAUGUCUGCACUGGGAGAAAACUCAAAGCGGUCAAGUCCUGUCUGGUGUGUCUGGCCUCUUACUGUGAGACUCACCUCCAGCCUCACUAUGAAUCUCCUACCUUUAAGAAGCACAAGCUGGUCAAAGCCUCCACACAACUAGAGGAGAAGAUCUGCUCUCAUCAUGACAAACUGGUGGAGAUUUACUGCCAUACUGAUCAGCAGUUUAUCUGUUAUCUGUGUACAAUGGAUAAACAUAAAGGCCAUGAUACAGUCUCAGCUGAAUCAGAAAGGACUGAGAGACAGAGUCAACUGGGAGAGAAACAGAAGGAAACCAAACAGAGAAUCCAGAAGAGACAGAAAGAGAUACAGGAUGUGAGACAGGCUGUGAAGUCACUCAGGCGCUCUGCACAAGCAGCAGUGGGGGACAGUGAGAGGAUCUUUACCGAGCUGAUCCACUCCAUUGAGAGAAAGUGCUCUGAGGUGAAAGAGCUGAUCAGAGCCCAGGAGAAGGUUGAAGUGAGUCGAGCAAAAGGACUGCUGAAGCAACUGGACCAGGAGAUGGCUGAGCUGAGGAGGAGAGAGGGCGAGUUGGAGCAGCUCGCACACACAGAAGACAACAUUCAAUUCCUCCAGAGUUUCCAGUCUCUCUGUGUCCCUCCUCAAUCUGAACACUUACUCAGCAUCACUGUCAACCAACACGUCUUCUUUGAGGAUGUAAGGAAAUCAGUCACUGAGCUAAAAAGACAAUUAGGAAAAAUCUGCUCUGGGGAAAUUGCCAAGAUCUCUGUAAAAGUGACAAAAGUCCACAUUGUUCCACCUUCUGAGCCCCGUUGUCUUCCGUCAUUUGGCACAACUCAAUCUGGACUGUCAGUUGGUGGAUUAGCAUCACAUGGGAAUGACACCACCUGUCAGAAGACGAGGCCUGAACCCAAGACCAGAGAGGAGUUCUUAGAAUAUUACUGUCAGCUCACAUUGGAUCCCAACACGGCAUUUAACUGUCUGUGUCUGUCUGAGGGGAACAGAAAGGUGACACGGCGUUAUAAGGACCAGCUUUAUCCUGCCCAUUCAGACAGAUUUACCACCUACCCCCAGGUGUUGUGUGGAGAGGGUCUGUCUGGAGCCUGCUACUGGGAGGUGGAGUGGAGCGGGGACUGGGUUGAUAUAGCUGUCUCAUAUAAAGGGAUAAGCAGGAGUGGACCUGACGAGGGUUUGUUUAGAAGCAGUAAACAGGCCUGGUGUUUGGAGUGUGAUGCUUCUGGUUGCUCUUUCUAUCACAAUGAUAAACCGAUUGUCAUACCUGUCUCCUGUUCCACCAGAGUAGGAGUGUACCUGGACCACAGUGCAGGAACUCUGUCUUUCUACAGCGUCUCUGACACAAUGACCCUCCUCUGCAGAGUCCAAACCACUUUCACUCAGCCCCUCUAUCCUGGGUUCACUGUCUCUAGAACUGUGAAUAUACUGAAACCAAACAAGAUUAUUAUAGCAAACUAAAACUGAAACUAAAACAAAAACUAAUCUUGAAAAAACUAUUCAGUAAACUGAAAUAAAAUAACGAACUAAAUUGUAAAAAUACAUAAAUAAAUAAAUAAACAAACAUAACCUAACUAGGCAAGUCAGUUAAGAACAAAUUCUUAUUUACAUUGACGGCCUACUUGGGAACAGUGGGUUAACUGCCUUGUUCAUGGGCAGAACGACCGAUUUUUACCUUGUCAGUUUGGGGAUUCGAGCUGACAAACCCGUUUUAAAAACUAAACUAUACUGAAACUAUUAUCUUUGACUCGGCAAAUAUCUAAUAGGGUUUUCAAUGGGGUUUUCAAGCUUUAAAGGUGUUUUCAAGCUACUAAAUCAGGAGAAGCCGAUGUUUAAAAUAGACAUAGCUUGUGCAUCACUAUCACUAGGGACAGACUUUGAUUUGGAGGCUACAGGCACAUUCCAGUCUGAGCCCACCCUCCCCCUUGAACGAAGCAGAUUAAAAAGGCUAAUUGAAAACCUUUGAAAUACCCUUCAUUAGUAAAGGUCUUUGCAUCACCACCUAAAGGGGUGGGCAAUCAUUUUGGCUCGAGGGGCACAUCUGGAUUCUAAAAUUCAACAGACUUUUUUGGGACCAGUUUGUGUGUCAAAAGCAAUUUGCGGCCCAGAAACAGGGCAGUUGUUUGAAAAUAAGUAUCAUUAUAGUUUCUACAUACAGUGGUUCCUCCCUUAAAAGUUACGGUCAUACUGAAGCACGCCUUGUGUGCUGCCGCAGCAUUCUGUGGCACGUCAUUUAAUUCUCAGCCAUUUCUUCUGUUACUGCUA